Molecule: messenger RNA, 1851 nt
Organism: Homarus americanus (American lobster)
Lineage: Eukaryota; Metazoa; Arthropoda; Malacostraca; Decapoda; Nephropidae
Exons: 3
Coding region: 1-1851 (616 amino acids)
Source: RefSeq, a predicted model, not a curated record
AUGACCGUCUUCAUGUUGACUGUUGAUUCUGUGGCCCUGAUAGUCUGCCUCACCUGCCCUGCUGGGUGGCCACAAGGCGCUGUGGUAGUGGGUGUGGCCAUGGAGCGCCGCUGCGUGUGCUCAGGUGUCAGGCGCAGCGUGCCCCAGGUGAAAGUGCGUGCCCAGGUGCAGCGUGUCGCAGGUGUCAGGGCAGUGCAGUGUGGCCCAGGUGCAGUGCGGCUCAGGUGCGUGCGCUGCGGUGCAGUAAGGCGCAGUGUGCUCUGUGGUGAAAGCGUGUGGCCCAGGUGCAGCGUGCCCUGCAGGCCAGGUGCGCAGUGCGGUCGCGGUGCAGGCGUGUCGCAGGUAGCGUGUCGCAGGUGUCAGGCGCAGCGGUGCCGGUGCAGCGUGCUCCAGGUGCAGUGUGGCCCAGGCGUGCGUGCUCAGGUGUUGUGGCGCAGCGUGUUCAGGUGUAAGGUGGCUUGGUGGUGCCAGGUGCAGUGCGUCGCGGCGCAGCGGUGGCCUGUGGUGUCAGGUGCAGUGCGGCCUGUGGUGCAGCGUGCCCAGGCGUUGCGGCGCAGCGCGGCUCAGGUGCAGAAAGCGUACCCAGGCCAGGUGCAACGCGUCUUGUGGUGCAGCGGCUCAGGUGCUGCGGCCCACGGCGUGCAGCGUGGCCUGGUGGUGUUCAGGUGCAGCGUGUCUGGUGGUGUCAGGGUGCAGCGGGCUCAGGUGCUCGUGCGCAUGGCGGUGCAGCAGGCUCAGGCGCGUGGCGCAGCGUGCCAGGCGGCCAGGCAUGCGGGCGGGGUGUGCGGUGUCAGGCGUGAAAGCGCGGGCCCAGGUGUCAGGCGGCCCAGGUGCUUGGGUGCAGCGUGCAUGUGGCAGCGUGCCUGCGUGCUGCGGACGCAGUGCGCUUCAUGGUGUCAGUGGCUCAGGUGCAACGGCCCAGGUGCAGCGUGCUCCAGGUGCAGCGUGCUCCGGUGUCGGUGGCUUCAGGUAGUGUGCCUCAGGUGCUGCGGUGCAGUGCGGCCCAGGUGCAGGCAUGGUGGCGUCAGGUGCAACGUGUGCUCAGGCGCAGUGCUCUGUUGCGUAUGGUGCAGUGCGUCCAGGUGCAGUGCGGCCCAGGUGCUUGCGGCUGCAACGUGUGCCUGGUGCGCAGCGUGCCCAGGUGUGAGGCCUACGGUGCAGCGUGCCCAGGCGCUGGUGGCGUUGUGCUCUGCAGUUACAGGCGCAGCGCGCCUGGGGUGCAGCGCGGCCCAGGUGGUGCGGCCCAGUGGCGUCAGGUGCAGUGUGCUCCAGGUGCAGUGUGCUCGGGCGCAGCAUAGGCAGGCGGGCCCAGGUGCGGGCUCAGGUGCGUGCCUGGUGGUGUCAGGUGCAGUGGCCCAGGUGCAGGCGGUGUCUGGUGGUGCAGGCGGUUCAGGUGCCGUGGUGCAGCGUGUUCAGGUGCAGCGUGCUCAGGCAGCGUCAGGCGGUGCGGUGUGGCGUCGUGGCGCAGCGUGGGGUUCAGGCGUGAAAGUGUCUGUGGUGCGUUCUUGCGGUGCUGCGGCGCAGUGUGUGGUGCAGUGCGUGCUCAGGUGUCAGGCGCAGUGCGCUUCCAGCAGCGUGUCGGUGGUGUCAGGCAGCGUGCUCCAGGUGAAGUGCGUGGCUCAGGCGGCCAGGCGUGCGUGCUCAGGUGGCGUGCCCAGUGCUGUGCAGUGUGCCCAGGUGCAGCGUGCUCCAGGUGAAGUGCGUCUCCAGGUGUCAGGUGCAGCGUGCCCAGGACCGGAAGACAGUUGUCCUUUGUGUCUCUAUUACACCACUACAGCUUGUAUGUUGCCUUGUGAACACUCUCGCCCUGCCAACAUGACGAGCACGGCAGCUGAGGAACACGGCAGCUAA